Volvox carteri f. nagariensis is the source of this 1920-nucleotide messenger RNA. It is a transcript of the gene dnj1, whose product is annotated as molecular chaperone. The transcript has 7 exons. Lineage: Eukaryota; Viridiplantae; Chlorophyta; Chlorophyceae; Chlamydomonadales; Volvocaceae. Gene Ontology annotation, biological process: protein refolding; response to heat. The record is from RefSeq and is a predicted model, not a curated record. Bases 1 to 1275 code for a protein of 424 amino acids. Gene Ontology annotation, cellular component: cytosol; cytoplasm. Gene Ontology annotation, molecular function: ATP binding; Hsp70 protein binding.
AUGCCUUCGCGUGGAGGUUCUGGUUCCAAGAAGGUAAACAACAACCGCUACUAUGAGCUGCUUGGCGUCAGUAAGGAUGCAUCGUUGGAUGAGAUCAAGAAGGCGCACAGGAAGCUAGCGCUCAAAAUGCACCCCGACAAGGGUGGCGACCCAGAGAAGUUUAAGGAGAUCAACGAAGCAUAUGAUGUGCUGAAAGAUCCCAAGAAGAAGGAGAUUUAUGAUCAGUAUGGUGAGGAUGCCAUCAAGGAGGGUAUGGGCGGCGGUGGAGGCGGUGGCGGUAUGUCUGACCUUUUCGAGCAGAUGUUUGGGAUGGGCGGCGGCCGCGGCCGGCAGCGGGAGCGCAAAAGCGAGGACGUGGUGCACAAGUUGCAGGUUCCGUUGGAGGACCUGUACAAAGGUGCUAUCAAGAAGCUGUCCAUGUCUCGCCAGCUCCCCUGCGAUGCGUGCCACGGGUCUGGGUCCAAGACCGGCAAGCGCUAUGAAUGCCAGGUGUGCCAAGGCACGGGCGUGCAGGUGCACUUGCGCCCCCUUGGCCCAGGCAUGAUGCAGCAAAUUCAGUCCAAGUGUGGUAACUGCGCUGGAAGCGGAUACAGCACUCCUCUCGGCGACCAAUGCGCCAGCUGCAAGGGCAAGUGUCUUGUAGCCGAUAAGAAGACCUUCGAUGUGCACAUUGACGCGGGCAUGAAGCACGGGUCUAAGGUCGUGUUGCGUGGAGAGGCAGGCUGCUCGGAGCCGGGCCUCGCUCCUGGCGACAUUAUCCUCGUGGUCGUCCAGAAGGAGCACGACGUCUUUCAGCGCGCCGGCGUGGACCUCGUGAUGGAGAGGACCAUUUCGCUUACGGAGGCGCUGACAGGCUGCACCUUCACCUUCAAGCACUUGGACGGGCGGGUGCUACGUGUCGCAAUACCUCAGGGCGAAGUAAUCAAGCCGGGGUCGUUCAAGUGCCUUCAGGACGAGGGGAUGCCGUUCCACGGACGGCCCUACCAGAAGGGCAACCUCUACGUGCGCUUUAAUGUGGAGUUUCCAGAAAUGCUCAGUGAGGCACAGGCACAAGCGAUCAGGGCAGCUCUACCUAUGCCUUCGGCUGCAGCCAACGGCACUGGUACCAUGGACGUGGACGACGUCGAGGACGUGCACAAGAUCUCCAACAUUCAGGAUAUUGAGUCGGAGCUCAAGUCGCGCGUGAACAUCGCGAAGGGCACUGGCGAGAGCUAUGAUUCAGACGAUGACGAUGACAUGCCGCGGGGACAACGGGUUCAGUGCGCUCAGCAGUGAGCAGCAGAACCUUUCAGCUUGCGCCUCGAGCAUGAGGAGGCAGGUGAAGACAGCGCUGCACCCCCUUGACCAAUCAGAACCGAAACAAGCGGCGGGUUGCAGUCGUGAGCCUUCAGCUACGUACCUAGGUAUAUCCUUGCUUGAGCAAGGUUACCAUCUAUGUCUGAAACUGAUGGGUUGUUCCGAGGGAAUUUUUGCUAACUCGGGCUUUGGGACAAGGGGAGGAUAAGGGAGAGGUACGGGGGAAGCACGUGCACCGAUGCUGUGCGAAACGUGGAUGGGAAAUUUAGGGGAGGAGAAAGCGUGCAGGUUAAGGCUGUUUUUGUGUCACUGCAUCCCCCGAACACCUUGUGCCUGGGGGUUAACGGGAGUCCUCAAACACGCAAUUAUAACGGCCUCACGAUAGGUCCACAGCUGUGGGCUGUGCUCGCGGAUGUGAGCGUAUCUUGAGCGCUGUCGGCAUCCAGCGGGCAUGAUACUGAGUGCUUUCUAGGAACAGCAGUGAUGUGCGGCGCCAUAUGCUUCGGAGCUAGGAAUGAUCAAAUUUGGGGGUGGGUUACAAUAGUGCUUUUGCCAACUAGCAGAUGUGUGCUAAAAUUCGUAUUACGAUUUCUUUCUACAGCUGUAACGGGGCUGCUCUUGGUG